CAUAAAAUUGGGUCCCUGGUCGAGGGACCCCCUUGGAUUUUAUUUGGCGGCUGUUGGUCCACUUCUCUCACGUACUCAUGCGCUGAGAAGACCAUAGAUACCGCUGGGCAUGCGCAGCCAUUGUCUUGCGAGUGCUAUUCUCUCGGAGCACAAUUUGCUUGUUGUCGCCAUGGCUGCAAAACAUCGCUCAACGGCAUGCUUAUCCAUCCAGGUGGCUUGUGCAGCAGCUGCGCUGGCUUGCAUGGGCAUUCCUGACCUGCGGUGGAAGGCUGUCCUUUUCGUGUACCUGCCCUUCCGAGAUGCAGAAUUCGUGCAGCCUUGGCUGGACAGCUAUUUGGACUUGGAGAUGUGGUGGAAUCCGGAGAACUUCAAAGAAGGAGAAGUUGCAGAGAUGCACGUCGCAGACUACUCCUGGGAGAAGAUGGAGCGUUUGUCGGAGGGAUUCCGCAAGCCCAUCGUGGUCCGGGGCCUUUUGAACGACACCAGAGGCUCCCAGAACUUCCUCUCGCCUCAGUGGGUGGAGUCCCACGGAGACUUCGACAUGAUCGAGGCCGUUCCCCGGGACGACUUCAAGUUCGCGUACACCUACCGUGACGUGAAGUUCUCGGAGUACGUGGAGGCCAUCCGCCAAGGGAUCUAUCGCUACACCAACGGCCUGGAUGAGAUGGUGACUCGCUACCCCGACAUCGCGGAGGACAUGGGCCUGGAGCGCAUCGGGGUGCCCCAAGGGUGCAGGGCAUUGGCGCUUUUUAUCAACGGAGGUGGAAAGGGGCUGCAGUGGCACAACGCCAACAACGUGAACCUGGUGGGCAUGUACCGGGGCACCAAGAUCUGGGACGUCCUAGAUGGCAAGUACUCGGUCUUCUUGGGGGUUGAAAUGGUCGUCGAUCCCUUCAGCACUGGCUUUAACUCCUUAAAGGGCAAGAGCACCUGGGAUCGGCUGCCGGUCCGUGAAGUGGCGUUGAACCCCGGCGACGUCUAUGUGAACCCAUCAUGGUAUUGGCACAAAGUGAGGAAUAUCCCGGACCCAGAGACGGGGCUGGUCUUCAUGAACAGCUGCAGGUGGUCGGAUGUCACGGCCAGCCUUCGGGCACAACCUGCACUUGAAUUAUUUCGGCACUUUGGGCAGUACACCUGGGUCCAUCCAAGUUUGCCCACCGUGCUGCGUUGGGUUCCUUUCGCCCGAGUUGUGCAGGACGGCAUCCGCGAGGCAAUGGGCUGGAUGCCCCGCUACGGCGAGCCCGGCUAUGAGGAUGACUGCUACAGCUCCAAGGUGUCAGCGUGCGAGCGCAAGUUCGCAAAGCUUGGCUUGCCAACACGGGCUGAGCGAUGAGCACUGUUUCUUUUUUCCUUUGCUACUGCCAUGGGCCGUGGCCGUCUACUCUCUUGAUCCCAAAAGGGAUUCUGCUGCAAGAGAUUGUUUUUCCACAUGUUGACAGUACACAUUUUCAAGAGUGUAAGCGCUGCUCAAGCGCUUCGUCACAUCGGCGCAAGCUGUUUGUCAUGAGGUUUAGUCAUAACUUCC
This is a messenger RNA of Effrenium voratum, 1525 nucleotides long. The record is from the annotation of a GenBank genome assembly. NCBI's taxonomy places the organism in Eukaryota, Dinophyceae, Suessiales, Symbiodiniaceae.